Messenger RNA from Aphis gossypii (cotton aphid), 2668 nucleotides. RefSeq names its product peroxidase-like. The transcript is spliced from 11 exons. The coding region runs from base 216 to 2510 and encodes 764 amino acids. Gene Ontology annotation, molecular function: peroxidase activity; heme binding. The record is from RefSeq and is a predicted model, not a curated record. Lineage: Eukaryota; Metazoa; Arthropoda; Insecta; Hemiptera; Aphididae. Gene Ontology annotation, biological process: response to oxidative stress.
AGCUACCAUCAGUCAGAUGUCUGGAAAACGUACUACGAGUUAUAAAAACGCAUAUACGUCUCUCCGUCGUGCCGUACUAUCGCAUCAAUAAACGUGAAUAGUUAAAUUAUCGCAAUCAUUGGAUUAUAAGUAAUUUUAGUGUUUAAUAAUCAAUCGGACCACGUUCAAUCACAUAAUAACUGUAAAUGAAUAAGAAUCUUUUCGUUAAAUAAAACAUGUUAUCGUUUAUAAUUGGCAGAAUGAAUUCUUCGAUAUCCAUACAAUUAUUGAUUUGUUUGUUGAUAUUUUUACCAUCGUACUGUAGAGGAUAUGAUGAUCCUUGUAAAUCCAAAGAUCCUCGUGUUUUUAGUAAAUUAUGUGGAAAAGUUUCAGCGCCAAAUUACGAAGACUGGUACAAAAAUCUUACAAUCGGUGUAAUAGAAGAAGAAAUUCGAAAAAAUAUAGAUAGGAUUCAAUACAACCGUUUUACUGAGGAUUAUAUAGUAUCACAAAUUAGUGAUCAUUUGCAAAUUGGAAGCAGCCCUUUUCGUGGACAACUUAUCGAUUCAACGCUUUCCAAAGAAGCCAAUUUGGAAUAUCGGAACGCUGAACUUCUAGUUUCGAUUUCGCGCAGUAUAAUGAGUUCAUAUUGUCCUACAUAUCAGUACACGGGAGCUAUUCCUGUACAGCAGUGUGCCGAAGACUUAUCAAAAGUAGAAGUAAGCAAAACAUCAUUGCGGGAUAUGUGUUCUGAGUAUUUCAAAGAAAGACAGUGCAUUGAAAGGGACUUAAAAUAUCGUAGUUUAGAUGGUUCUUGUAACAACUUUAUGUACACCUACUUAGGAAAGGCAACUACCGCUUAUAAACGUUUGCUGUUUCCAGAUUACGUAGAUGGUAUUCAAGAAGUUUCAGAACGACUGCCUAAUGCUAGAAAAGUGAGCGUCGGUCUUGUCUGUGACGAGGAGUCGUUUGACAACAAAAAAACGAUGGCAAUGGCCAUUUGGGGAAUUUUCAUUGGCCACGAUCUAUCACGCACGGCAGUUUCCACCAUGGGAAAUAAUAACACAUUCGUGAGAUGUUGUGGUGACAACGGACUGAUACAUUAUACUAUGAACAAAUACGUUAAGUCGUGCAAUCCCAUAAUAAUACCAAACGAUGAUGCAUUUUAUGAACCAAAAUUACAAUCUUGCAUGGACUACGUGCGUUCAGUGCCAGCGAUGCGUUCUGAUUGCACAUUUGGACACAUAGACCAAAUGAACUUGGCAACUCAUUAUUUAGACGGGUCGAUGAUUUAUGGUACGACAGAGGAACAGACAUUGUCGUUGAGGACCAUGAAAGGAGGCCAACUGAAGGUAGUCGAUGUAGUCGUCAAUCUGUACGUCAGCCCCGAGGAUCUUUACACAAAGUAUCCGGUUCCGAAAACAGAGAAGCACUUGCAUUACAUGGAGCCGGAAUCGGUUGCGUGCCAGCACGGCAACGGCACAUGUUUCAAAGCUGGUGACGUCCGGGCAAACGCUCAUCCCCAACUGGCGGCGUUGUACACGCUGUGGAUCAGGCAACACAAUCGAAUCGCAGAAGAAUUGAAAUCGCACUACGAAUUGUUGACCGACGAAGAGCUUUUCCAAGAGGCCAGGAAAAUUGUGGUAGCGUACAUACAGCACAUAACCUACUCGGAGUGGCUGCCGGCGUUGCUCGGCGUCGACUACACCACAAAUACCGAGCUGGACAUGAUGCACCGUAUGCACAGCUCGUACAUAAAGGAAGCCGACCCGCGUGUGAGCAACAGCUUCGCGACCGCGAUACUGCCGUUCGCCUAUUCCAUGCUCAGCGAUAACAUCAUUUUAUACACUGAAAACCGAAGGGUCAACGGAAGUUUUUCGCUAAAGGAACAUUACAACUCGCCACUAUAUUCAGUGAUGAACUACACAGAUCAACUUAUCAGAGGACUAACUACGCAGAAUGCACAAAAUGUCGAUAUGCUAUUUACAGAAACGUUGACAAAUUACUUAUACAAUACUCAUCCAGCUAAUUUGUUUGGAAUGGAUUUUAUUAGUUUGGCUAUACAACAAGGCCGUGAUCACGGUAUUCCAAGUUACACGGAAUUCAGAAAAUAUUGUGAAUUAAAAGAUAUAAAAAGUAUAAAAGACUUGUCCAAGAUCAUGAUAGAAGGAUCAGUGGAUAAAUUAAUGAAGCAGUACAAAACUUGGGACGAUAUAGAUCUAUUGGUAGGUGCAUUGCUAGAGAAGCACGCAGAGGGCGCGAUGGUUGGCCCAACCAUGAGGUGUAUCAUUGGAGAGCAAUUUGUAAGAACUAGAGUUGCAGAUAGAUAUUUUUAUGACAUAGAUGAAUUCUCCCAAACACAACUGGCCAGUAUCAAAAGCUUGACGUUUGCCAAAUUUUUUUGUGACAACAGCAAUAACGUUACAAUUAUGCAACAACAAGCGUUUUUGACACUUUCUAAAUCCAAUCAAAUGAAAAAUUGUAGUUCAUUCCCGGAGUUCUCCCUUCAAAACUGGAUGGAGCUUAUUUAACUCUUGAAAACUCAUUCAUUACUUUGACAUAUUUAUUUAUAAUUUAAUAAUUAAAAAAAAAAUAAUAUUAUUAUUAUUUAUUAGUAAAUAAGUUUAUAUGUUUUAUACUAAGUAAUCAAUAAAAAUUAAUUAAUUAUAAGUUCAAUCUUUUUGCAUUG